Messenger RNA from Helianthus annuus (common sunflower), 1084 nucleotides. RefSeq names its product 3-oxoacyl-[acyl-carrier-protein] reductase FabG. The record is from RefSeq and is a predicted model, not a curated record. The coding region runs from base 68 to 937 and encodes 289 amino acids. Gene Ontology annotation, molecular function: oxidoreductase activity. NCBI's taxonomy places the organism in Eukaryota, Viridiplantae, Streptophyta, Magnoliopsida, Asterales, Asteraceae. The transcript has 3 exons.
AUAUAGCAAUUUGCAUUGUUGAAUAUGAUAUAUUUCUAAAACUAGAUUGCAAAAUCCCAAUCAUACCAUGGGCGAUCACAAUGUGCAUUCCGAAUUCGAGCCUUGGGGCGAGCUUAGCGGAAAGGUUGUGUUGGUGACCGGAGCAUCAUCCGGGAUUGGCCGAGAGUUUUGUAUUGAUCUGGCAAAAGCUGGCUGUCGGAUCAUUGCAGCUGCACGACGGGUGGAUCGUCUGAAGUCCCUAUGUGAUGAGAUCAACAGACUCCAACGGACGAGCAGUAGUAGUAACGGUGAAGUCACUGAUGGCGUUCGAGCUGUGGCUGUGGAGCUUGAUGUCAGUGCUAAGGGUCCGGCCAUUGAGGCCUCGGUUAAAAGGGCGUGGGAUGCAUUUGGGCGCAUUGAUGUUUUGAUUAAUAACGCGGGGAUGAGAGGGAACGUGCGGUCUCCAUUGAAGUUGUCUGAAGAAGAAUGGGACACUAUGAUGAGAACAAAUUUGACAGGAACAUGGUUGGUGUCGAAGUAUGUAUGCACAUACAUGUGUGAAGCGAGUCAAGGAGGAUCCGUCAUCAAUAUCUCAUCAAUUUCAGGUCUUAACCGCGGAGAACUUCCUGGGGGUCUUGCUUAUGCCUGUUCAAAAGUAGGCGUUGUCGCAAUGACUAAGGUGAUGGCAAUGGAAAUGGCAAUGUUUAAUAUCAGGGUGAACUGCAUUUGUCCUGGGGUUUUUAGGUCUGAGAUCACAGAAGGCCUGUUACAAAGGGACUGGGUUAGUAAAGUGGUUGAGAAAGUAGUUCCUUUAAGGACAUUCGGCACAACGGAUCCUGCGCUAACCCGACUAGUCAGAUAUCUGAUUCAUGACUCGUCCAAGUACUUAAGUGGUAGUGUGUUCAUUGCCGAUGCGGGUACCACCUUACCCGGUGUCCCAAUUUUCUCUUCGCUUUAAUUAGAGUUUGGUCCUGUUUGUACUCGAUGUACACCUUCAUUUGAACCAUCAUUUGGUACGCAAAUGCUUUAAUUUCUCAUUUUGUUGAACAAUCAUGUGUCAUUUGUUGAACCAUCAUAAGGUAAUUGCAUUUGAGGUUUUUAUGAA